Molecule: messenger RNA, 1300 nt
Organism: Bradysia coprophila
Lineage: Eukaryota; Metazoa; Arthropoda; Insecta; Diptera; Sciaridae
Source: RefSeq, a predicted model, not a curated record
GCCAUAUUUGAAUAAUAUUGUCAUCGACGCUAUAGGAAGCAUAGGUGUUUUCUAUUUAUUUUGAUUUACUGCGAAAAUUGAUUAUACAAAUGCUGAUUUCGUGUUGAAGGGAUUAAACGUCUUUUAAAAUCGGUACACCGCUGCCGUGUAUAUAAUUACAUUAUAUUGGUCAAGCCGUUGAUACCGAAUUCGAUUCAAUUGAAAUUCACUGAACAUUUCGCUUCUAUCAAAUCACAUUUACCACCAUCGAUUGCAUUCACAAAGUAAAAAUUUAAGCUGAAAUUAUCUAUGGAUCACACGGAGGACGUUAAAGUAAUUGAUUUGGAAAAUUCAGAAGAAGAUGAGGACGAUGACGAUGAGGAGGAUGGCAACGGACUAUCAAUGGAUGCGGUUCCGUUUCAAGAAAAGGUCGAGAAGUGGUUGAUGGAUUGCAAUGGUGCUCAUGCUAGAGCACUCAUCAGAGAUUCUGAAAGAAUUUUCCAAGAGAAGACAGUUGUAGUCAAAGAAGUCGUCGAUAAAACCGAAUCUUUGCACUCAGUGGACACUGAACAGUAUAUCAAAUCGAACCGGAGAAAGACAACGACUAAAGUUACAACCACUACGAUCAAGAAAUACUAUUCCCUGAUAAAAGUUGGCAACAAUGUUUGCAACAACAACGCGGAGUGCUAUUCCGGUGAUCGACAGUCACUUCCAGCCAUUGAGAAAGUUGAGGACGAAAAAUAUUCAUGCAAAGUGAUACGAAAGAGUCCCAGAAAGCCAAGCAAUAAUUUACCCAGUGUCCCGGAACUAAAUCAACCAAAAGUGAAUCCAAAAAAACGAAAUCAUCAGCGAAGAAACGAUUGUGAUACUAAUCAUCUCAGUGUUGACGAUAAUGAUCACCUGGAUCUGGAUCUGAAUCAGGAAGUUCCUGCCAAUGUUCCACAAAACUGCAAUGACAGGAUAAAAAUUGAGCGUAAAUGUGCGCCAUACAACACCCGGCUGAAGAGUGAGGCAAGAGAUAGAAUUCGACUUUGUGUUGAAGCGUACAAAAAUAAAAAGAUGCCAAGGCGCGCUCCUGCCAAGAAAAAACAGAAUUCUUUGUCAACAAAAGGUUGUCGAGUCACACUUAAGUCUUUCGAUCAUGGAACGAACUCGCUGAUAACCGACGUCGAUUCAAAUGCGAAAACUACACCGUUACGAAAUGUUGUACAUUUAAGGCGCGACAGUGAGGACAGUGAACAAGAUGAUAUUUUACUAACAAGCUAUAAACCGUUUUCUCUUUGUCCAUAAUGUGCUAAUAAAAGUUGCUUCAGCAAAAAUG